Messenger RNA from Lachancea thermotolerans CBS 6340, 879 nucleotides. RefSeq names its product inositol monophosphate 1-phosphatase INM1 (gene INM1). The coding region runs from base 1 to 879 and encodes 292 amino acids. The transcript has a single exon. The record is from RefSeq and is a predicted model, not a curated record. NCBI's taxonomy places the organism in Eukaryota, Fungi, Ascomycota, Saccharomycetes, Saccharomycetales, Saccharomycetaceae. Gene Ontology annotation, biological process: phosphatidylinositol phosphate biosynthetic process; inositol metabolic process; signal transduction. Gene Ontology annotation, molecular function: inositol monophosphate 1-phosphatase activity.
AUGUCGCUAGAUUUAAGGUCAAUCGAAGACUAUCUUUGCUCCCUUGCUAAAGAAAAGGUAGGACCGAUAAUUAAGGCAAAAUCCGGAACUCAACAUGUUUACGAUGCGAAGAGUGGCUCUCGCGCAGUCGACAUAGUCACUGCGAUCGAUAAGCAGGUGGAGAAACUGAUAUGGACCAACGUCAAAGAAAAGUACCCAGACUUCAAGUUUGUCGGCGAAGAGAGUUUUGUCCCGGGAGAAACGACAAUCACAGAUGAGCCAACAUUUAUCAUUGAUCCAAUUGACGGAACUACAAAUUUCGUGCAUGACUUUCCAUUUAGCUGCACAUCACUUGGGCUGGCGUUAAAUAAGGAGCCGGUCGUCGGGGUUAUCUACAACCCACACUUAGACCUGCUUGUGUCUGCUUCGAAAAAUAAUGGCGUAAGGGUCAACGGUAAAACUUUUGAUUUUAGUGCGAAAACAAAGGAAAUGGGCCCGUUGACACUAAAGACUUCUGUAGUGGCAUUGCAGCCCGGCUCUGCAAGGGAAGGAUCGAACUUCCAAACCAAGAUGAGGACGUACGAGGCAUUAUUGUCUUGUGAUGAAGGAUUUGUCCACGGCUUUAGAAACCUUGGCUCAAGCGCUAUGACUCUUGCCUAUAUCUGCCUGGGGUACUUGGAUAGCUACUGGGAUGGAGGGUGCUAUUCUUGGGACGUUUGCGCAGGAUGGUGCAUUUUAAAAGAGACCGGAGGCCGCAUAGUCGGUGCUAACCCAGGCGAAUGGGAUGUGCCAGUUGACAAUAGAACAUACCUUGCAGUCCGUGCCUGUGAAAGUUCCAAACAGCAAGAACAAUACAUCGAAGACUUUUGGGCUUGUGUCAAAGGAAGCCUUAAAUACUGA